UAGACAGUUAGAUAUGCAGUAAGUCUAAAAAUAUUUUUUAUUAAAUAUGAAUCAUACAAUCAUAAAUUAAAUAAAAAAUAAUUUAGUGCUGUAAUUCCUUGCUACUGAUCUCGAAUAGCUCCGUUAAUGUCAGCUGUUGCGUUUGACAUUCCUCUGACGUACGAGGAUUUCACAAAAAUCAAUAAACAAACCAGUUAUUCUACGCUCUACGUAUUACAAAUUUAGGUGUAUAUAAAUUAAAAUGUUGUUAAAAAGAAAUUUGUUAGAAUAUGUAACUGUUUUUUCGGUGGCGUAUGUGUUUUUUUGCAUAUUUCUCAACUGCGUGACGAACAUAUCCCCGAUAACCGGGAUAUGGUUUCCUUUGUACGUUAUUUUAGUGUUUAUCCUGUCAAUAUCGUUUAGUUUUAAGUUCAUCCAGUGGUUAUUGCAUAUGAAUAAGCCUAUAAAAUAUGACUUAGAAGGUUUAUUCAAGGAUUAUCCCCAGUUUAUAUUUCUAAAACGGUUUUUACCGCAAGUCAAAAAGAGGGUUAGAUCUCCUGAUUUUGAAGAAGGCAAGGAAUAUGACACGAAUGAGCUGAGUGUGAUUUCGACGGUGCUACAGAAGAAGUUGGUGUCGUCAUGGUAUGAGCCGUAUAUUUCACAAGAAAUUGGAUUUCCGUUUGCCUGCAAGCAUUUACUGGAUCAAAUGAUUGAAAGAACUUUCAAGAUCUGCAAUAAAAUUGAAACCAAAGAAGUAUUCAUAGACACCUGCUCAAUAUUAACUAGCCACUUAAGAGAAUACAAAAAAACUCUGAAAAGACAUGAAAAAUCACCGACAAGCUCUAUAGAGUCCCUUUAUAAGAAAACUCACCCGAUAUUUGAAAAGAAACUAGAAUCAGGCGAACACUGCACCAACAUUCUAAGGAUUAUAUUAAAAGAGCUUGUCCCUUGGGAGCUUUGGGAUACGCCGCAUUCUGAAUUACUGGUCCGAAUCUUGUCGAAAAAACUUGAUGCGUUUAUUGAUGGUACUUUAGCAGAUCCUGUUUGGAUCAAUGAUAAAUUAUUGAACAUCAUAGAUAAAGCAGAGAUUGAAAGAGAAAUAGUUGAAAAAAUAGAAGAGCCGGAGAUAGUGGAGAAGGAAAGUGAGACGAUUGUUAAAUCAGUAUUGUCUACAAUUGCGAUGAAUAGUGUAGCACCUAUUUUACAGAGAGAUAUUACUGAAGACCUCAGCACACCAUUUGUCCCAGAACCAGAAGCAGUGACAGAAGGUUCUGCGAUGCUGCCCGCAGCAGAAAUGCCGGUGCUGCGGCAGCGCCGCGGCCGCCAGCGUGAGGUCAAGAUCUAUGACCGUAUUGUUGAAGGCAGCGUAAAAACCUGGGACACGGACAUAGAUCUACAAUGCAUCAGCAUGGGCCAAGACCUACUAGCGAGCCUAGACGGCGGGGUGGUAGGCCGCCUAUGGCCAGAUCCUGAGCCAGUGGACCAUAGUCCGCCCGACACCACUAGCAAGGAUCUGCCCCUUUGGUUCGGCGAAGAAGAAACAUUAGAACUAGAACACGAUAGCCCUCCUAAAGACAGCCCAGUUAAGAAAGAACACAGUCCAAAACCGGUGGAACUGCUGAAGGAGUUGCAGCAUUCGGCCAAGACCAAGAUAGGAGGCCUACAGGUCCCCAUACGUUCACUAGAUGUCCGGCCCAAUGACGAGGCCGCGGGCAUGAUGGAGGGCCUACUGGACUUCGGGAUCGCGGGACUGAAGAAGGGACUGCGGUUCACAGGCCUGAGUGACGAUUCGCAGGACAAGUCACCAUCAUAUCUGAAGGACAAGAGCGAGCGGAAUUCGCCAACAGAGAGCAGAAAGCUGGUCCAGAGGGAACCUGUCAUGUCGUCCGUCAUACAAAGAGAAGACAAUGGAGCAAGCGUGGUUCCCUCACUAGUGAAGCAACAUCGUGUGGUGUCGCAAGACAGCGUGCCAUCAGCGCCCAAGCCCAUUCCGCACGCGCCGCUGCCGGCGGACUCGCCGGAGCCCGAGUACGAGGAGGCGGCCGACCUGUCCGCCAGCAUCGCCAAGCUGCGCUCGCUGCUGCAGCGCCAGGGCAGCCCCGACAACACUGCUGCUGCCAGCGGCGACGAGGUGGUGUGGGCGGGCGCGGAGGAGACGCGCGGCCGCACGCAGCGCCACCACUGCUCGCGGCCCGUCGACACCGCCACGCUCGCCGACGAAUACGAUAUGCAGACGGACACGAGCUCGUCACCGACGCCCUCCAACAGGCUGGAUAAAUUGUUCCAGCGAACGGUGACGGGCGUAUUCAACUCCAUCAAAACUGCAGUCGGCGCAGAAGGAGACGAAGUAUUACCCCAGCAGCCCCUCCAAGAGUGGACUUACGUCUGCACCUCUGUCGAACUCAGCGUGGGCGGAGCGGUGGCGCGGCUGGUAGGGUCGCGGCGCGCACACUCGCACGUGGACGCGGCGCUCGACUCGCUCGAGCAGCUCGCGCCGCCGCGCAAGGACCACCACAUAGUGCCCGAGGACUUCGGUAACGAAUACUUUACACUCGCACGUGGACGCGGCGCUCGACUCGCUCGAGCAGCUCGCGCCGCCGCGCAAGGACCACCACAUAGUGCCCGAGGACUUCGGUGCCCGAGGACUUCGGUAACGAAUACUUUACACUCGCACGUGGACGCGGCGCUCGACUCGCUCGAGCAGCUCGCGCCGCCGCGCAAGGACCACCACAUAGUGCCCGAGGACUUCGAGGAGUGGUGCUACGUGUACGGCGGCGGCGCGGCGCUGGCGCAGCUGGCGGGCGCGGCGGGGCUGGGCGGCAGCCACGCCGCGCAGCGCCUCGCCACGCUGCUGCUCGCGGACGUAGCUGAAUCUCUCAUCGAAGCGUGGUUAGAAGAGCUCGCAUCGUGGUUGAGAAAACAAGUGUUCGUGGUGUUUGAGAAAAUGGCCGACGAGGGCAAUGACCUUCCUCGGGUACAUCAGAGGCCUUACAACCUUGAUUAUACCUGUCAGGUCGUCAUGUCCAAAAUACCAGUUCUAGGCUACAUAUUCGGCGAAGAGGCCCUGUUGGACUCCGUCAAGCUCUCCAUAUCGAGUUUCGGGCACAAGGAGCUGAACAGGGACGUGAUAUUCCGCGUGCUGGACCUGCUCGCGGUGCAUUUCAAGAAGUCUGCCGGCCUUAGGAACCCUUCUUUUGAUGCCAAUUGAAAGUUUUAUGGACACAUGGACAUUCGUCACCCAUAUUAACUAACGAUAUAUUGUCGUUAGAAACAAUGAUAAUUAUAAUUCCAGAUAGGUAAUCGGCGCUCCGAAAUUGAAGUGUGUUGUCGUGUAACCUUAUAUCUUCACAUUAUUAGGCUGCCGUGAACGGCUGCCAUUAUAGUGUUUAAAAUGUAUUUUAAUAUACCUACAUAGUGUCCUAGUGGGCCACGAAUAACUUAUUGAUCUGAAUCGAUCUACUUAUUUUUAUAUUCUUUAUGUCGUAAACUAAAAAGAAAAUUAUUUAUAUAAAUUAAGGACUUUUUCAAUAUCUGGCAAAAAUUAGACUAUUUGUAUUUUAGUUUAUUGUUUUCUACAAAAUAACAAAAAUUGUUACAAAUAUCCUUUGUAAAUAAACUUAUACUAUAUUUUAAUUUGGAUCUCAUAUUUUUUA
This is a messenger RNA of Cydia pomonella (codling moth), 3632 nucleotides long. RefSeq lists its product as uncharacterized. NCBI's taxonomy places the organism in Eukaryota, Metazoa, Arthropoda, Insecta, Lepidoptera, Tortricidae. The record is from RefSeq and is a predicted model, not a curated record.